GGAACGCAUGUCUGGUUGCACAAAAUCCGGAGUGAGGGGCUGAGAAAGUAGCGGCACGAGGUUUCGUUUUCCUUUUUGUUUUUGUUGCUGUUUUUCUUUCCUAAUAAUCUCUCACUCUCUCUCUCUCAGAAACUGUCCCCUCUCUCUCUUAGUUAAUUCCAUUGUUUGCUAUAAAUAAAGUAUAAGCCCCCAAAAAACCGAUUUGAACUUAUCUUCAAAAAGAAAAGAAGAAAAAAGGGGUUAGACAAUUUGAAACUUUCUGGAACAAACUAGAACACACAUGGGUGCUUAACUUCCAGUGGUUAGCACAUGUGGGUGUCUUGGUCUCUUGAUCAUCACAAGGUCUCGCUUGUCUUGCCGGUUCUGAUAAGUAGUAUCAUCUUUUCUUGCUGCUAUGUUCAUCGGCUGUAUGCCGAUCCAUGAAUUUGUGUACAAAUAUUGAUUUCUUACAGUUUAAUAAUUGGGUGUUGAUGUUUUUUUUUUCUUUGGGGGUUGUUAUAUUGUUGUACAUAAUUGUUUGAUCAGAGCCUCAGAUAAUUAGUAGUAAUUAAGCAUAGUUUAGUGAAUGUGAGAUCGCUUUCUUUGAUGAUAUAAUUUGGGUUAAUUGUUUAUUUUGAUAGAAUCACAAAAGGCAGAUGAUUUAUGUUGCUUCUCUGUUGAGGUUCUGAUAGCCAAAGCGGGCCCUUUUUCUCUCUUUUGCUUCCUUAAUUAGAUACAAUCUCCCCUUGCACUCAUCCGUACACAGAGAAACCUAUAGUCUAGCAAUAUCCAUUUUGCUCUCUACUCAAAAUAUAAAGCAUUACUCAAAAGUGUUUCAAGUUGCAUAUUUUUAAGAAUUUUUCUGGGACAACAAAACCAAAAAAAAAAAAAAGAGAAAUAUCUGAUAUGAAAGGCGUGCAGCAGCACCUGCGUUGUGAAGAUCUGCAAGCAGGAGCCAGAAAUGAAGCAAACCCUUCAGGGUUUGAUGCUCCUGAGGUAGAAAGAGUGAUGGGUACAGAAGAAAGAGAGAUCUGGCUUUAUAGGCAGCAAGAUGACUUGCUUGAUGUUAACGAUGCUUCAAUUUUCUAUGGUGAUUUCCCUCCUCUGCCUGAUUUCCCUUGCAUGUCUUCUUCUUCGUCCUCUUCGUCGACUCCGGCACUUGUAAAGGCCUUUGCAUGUUCUUCUUCUGCUUCUACGGCAUCGUCUUCUUCUUCCGCGGCUUCUUGGGCAGUUUUGAAGUCAGAUGCAGAUGAAGAUGUGGAGAGAAAGAAUAAUGGCCAUGGUCAUCAUCAUCACCAUCAUCAUCAUCAUCAUCAUCAUCAUCAUAAUCACCACCACCACCAUGGUCAGCAUGAUCUAGUGGAUGGAACACCAGCAGCGUUAUCUUCUACCGUCUCCAUGGAGAUUCUUCAGCCGUCAGAUCAUGUUAUGCAUGGUGUUGAUUGUAUGGAUGUUAUGGAGAAUUUUGGGUACAUGGAUCUGCUUGACAACAAUGAUUUUUUCGAUCCUUCUUCUAUAUUUCAACAUGAUGAUACUGGUCUAGAGGAGUUUCAACAAGAGCAAAAGCCACAGCAGGAACAGUCGCAACAGCCGGAGCAAGAAGUACCGACGAUAUAUAGCAAAAAUGAAGAAACCCAAGAAGAAAAAUCUUCGGAUGAUUUAGCCAUGGUGUUCUUGGAGUGGCUCAAGACCAACAAGGAGACUGUUUCAGCAGAGGACUUGAGGAGAGUUAAAAUCAAGAAAGCUACCAUAGAGUGUGCUGCCAGGCGUUUAGGUGGAGGCAAAGAGGCCAUGAAGCAGUUGUUGAAGCUUAUUCUUGAAUGGGUUCAAACCAAUCAUCUUCAAAAAAGGCGCAUCAAAGAAUCAGCCUCCAAUAACAAUAUUGAUAUUCCCUACCAAUACCAAGACAACUUUCAAAACCCUAACCCUAAUCCAAACCCUACCUCGAACCCAAACCUGAGUUGCGAUUCUGGCCCACCACCUGAACCAAACUCUUGUUUCUCUCAGCCACCCUGGAUUCCACAACCAACGUAUGUAACGGAUCCGGUGGCCGUGGUCCCAGGUUUUGCACCAACGGUCGGGCAUAUGGGCGACCCGUUUUUAAAUGGAGCUCCUAAUAUCAAUAGCCAUCCUUAUCAGCCUCCAACAGAUUAUCCAAUGCUGGACUCAGCUCAAACAUGGCCGCCUUCACAAUUUGCUUUGGCUUCUCAGUACAACUCAUUUCCAGACAAUAAUCUUCAUCCGGCUGCACAUCAACCAUCUGCUUUUCCUGGGUAUGGGAAUCAAUAUCCUUAUCAGUAUAUCCAACGGCAUAAUAACGACCAAAGGUUGGUGAGGUUAGGCUCAUCUGCUACUAAAGAAGCAAGAAAGAAGAGGAUGGCUAGGCAGAGAAGGUUUGCACCACACCAUAGAAAUCACAAUUAUUAUAAUAAUCAGCAAAGCCAGCACCAAAAUCAGAGUGUUGACCAGCAUGUAAGACUUAUUAAAGAUAAUUGUGCGGCGGCGGCCCAAGCCAACUCCGGAAACUGGGUCUACUGGCCAGCGGUUGCCGGUGGGAUGGCUUCAAACCCUCCGCUUCUACCUGGUGAUGUUCCUGUGGUGCAUCCUGUGGAUCGACCCUCAAUGCAGGGGCAGACUUAUCAGCGGCACGUGGCAUCAGAUAGACGACAAGGAUGGAAACCUGAGAAGAAUUUGCGGUUUCUUUUGCAGAAAGUGUUGAAGCAGAGCGAUGUGGGUAAUCUUGGAAGAAUCGUGCUGCCAAAAAAAGAAGCAGAAACCCAUCUGCCAGAGCUAGAAGCAAGAGAUGGGAUCUCCAUUGCCAUGGAAGACAUAGGGACGUCUCGUGUAUGGAACAUGCGCUAUCGUUUCAGAUUCUGGCCAAACAACAAAAGCAGGAUGUAUCUCCUUGAAAAUACGGGGGAUUUCGUGAGAACAAAUGGGCUACAAGAAGGAGAUUUCAUAGUCAUAUACUCAGACGUGAAAUGUGGCAAAUACUUGAUACGAGGAGUUAAGGUACGGCAAUCAGGACCGAAAUCGGAGACCAAAAGACCAGGAAAAUCGCAGAAAAACCAGCAUUCAAAUUCUCCAGCGGCUGCUGCUGUUAAUGGUUCGUCAUCUUCACCCAUCAAACAGUAAAGUAAUAGGAGAAAAAAAUGAAUAAAAUAAAACAAUACAAAGAUAAGUACCAAACCAUCGCCGCAUUUCCUUCAUGCAUGAAAGUGAAUAAUGGACAAGUGGGCGGUCCAAGAUGGUCUUUGGCAAACCUCUUGAUCUGAAUAUCUGCCCCCACUUUGGUUUCUCCGUCGAAUGCUAGUAUUGGAAUCCCAACUGCCGAGACAAUUAAGGAGUUUUGGGGCUUUUGGAGACAAUGCGUUAUUGUGAUUCAUGCCAUGGUUGGCAGGCUAGGGAGUCAAGUCAAUUGAUCCACUCGUCACGCUUUCUCGAUUUCUGAUGUUUACUACAGAUUUUCCAAUGUGUAUGAUUUUACUUCGCACUA
Messenger RNA from Theobroma cacao (cacao), 3475 nucleotides. RefSeq names its product AP2/B3-like transcriptional factor family protein (gene ABI3). NCBI's taxonomy places the organism in Eukaryota, Viridiplantae, Streptophyta, Magnoliopsida, Malvales, Malvaceae. Gene Ontology annotation, molecular function: DNA-binding transcription factor activity; DNA binding. The record is from RefSeq and is a predicted model, not a curated record.